AUGAAACCUCCUUCAACACAGAAUGGACGGGCGGCCAGCCGGCCGGCACCCUCACACGGCUCUUGGGACCGCAAUGCGCCCCCUCGGGAUACACAUCGCAGUGUGGGGUAUGGGGACUAUCCUGUGCAAGGCAAUCCUCCACCGUCGCAGUACACCCCCACGCCCAAUAUGAACUCGAAUUUUGGUUAUCAGAUCCCACAGGCCAGUCAAACGUCACAGGCCUAUCAAUCUCAGGGCCACGCUCCUACCAUGCAACAGCACCAACCACAAAUGCCUUCAGGACAAGGCCAACAACAAUUCGGCGCAUUCAAUACCUUGCCACAAGAUCCAAUGAGCAUGGAUCAAGCUUUCUUCCAAAUGGCGCAGAAUAUGCCCUGGAUGUAUCCGGGCUUUGAUAGCGGGAUGCCAUUCCCACCCCCAUUUCCUCUCCUCCCCUUCGAUAUGAAUACCCCACUACCCUUCCAAAACACCCGACCCAUGAGCACGAUGGCCGGUGGUGGAGGACAACGGUUCACACCCGAUCUUCAAAGACAACGAUCGCCAACGCCGCCAGUCAAGGUCCCACUUCCAACACUGCAAUACACAAAUCAAGCUUCAUUGAAGCCAGAGAAGACUGAAAAACGACCACUCCUCGUCAUCCUCGAUCUCAACGGCACCCUCAUCUACCGCAAGCUUCGCAAAUUCCCACCGAAAUUCGCCAGACGCGCCGGUCUAGAUCAUUUCCUAACCACGCUAGUCAAAAACUACAAAGUCAUGAUCUGGUCUAGCUCCCAGCCCCCGACUGUAAACGCAGUUUGUGAGCAAAUAUUCCCAGGUCCUAUGCACGACGCCCUCGUCGCCCGCUGGGGACGCGACAAAUUUGGCCUCACCGCCGGUCAAUACAACAAAAAACUCCAGGUCUACAAGGAGCUGCACAAAGUGUGGGCAGAGACAAAUAUCCAAGGCGCAUUCCCAGGCAACGAGCAUCUGAAAGACCCCCCGGCCCCAUCACCAAGCGCCCGACCACCACACAAGAAUCGCAAGCAAAAACUUCGCGACGCUGAAGCUGCCAAGCUUCCCGCGGGCCACCGCUGGGACCAGACGAAUACCAUCCUUAUCGAUGAUAGUAAACUCAAGGCUUCUAGCGAGCCGUUCAAUAUCCUCGAGAUCCCGGAGUUCGCUGGUGAUCCCGAUAUCGAUGAGACGAAGCUCUUCGCCAAGGUCCUCGCCCGCCUUGAUUAUCUCGCCCACCACGACGACGUGAGCAAAGUCCUCCGUGUUUGGAACGAGCGUGUGGACAAGGGCGAGGGUAGUAUUCUCGAAUUGGAUAUUGGGAUCCGUGAGGGUUCUGUCGACAACGAGGACGGCGGGAUUAGUCUCCUUCCGAAGCAGUUAGAUGGCAACCCCAAUGGCGAUCUCAUGGCCUUUGAUGGCGCGGGUGACGUCCCUACUCCCCCAACUGCUAAGCGCAAGGCCAAGAAAAAUAAAAAGGCCAAGGCAAGAGCAAAGGCGGCCGCAGAGAAUCCCCCAAAUACGGCAACUGCCAGCGCUGCACCCACCAACCCGAACCCGCCAGCCACAAAGCCAACACAACAACCUCAGCAGAAAACAGAAGACCAAAAGACUGAAAUCAAAAUGUCUCGCAAAGCGCGCAAAAGAGCCAGGGAGGAAGAAAGUCUCGCCAUAAAGGCUGCCGCCGAAGCGGAAUACAUAAAGACACACGGGAUUCCAACACCGAGCUACGACAACAUAACGAGCAACCAACCCGUCGCCAGCAUCGAAGCAGAAGCACCCGGUCAAGUUCAUGUUCGAGUUGGCACAAGCCAGAAAUCCAUUCGUCGCAGACAGAAGGCCGCAAACAAAAGGGCCCAGUGGGAAGUUGAUCCUCCCACGCCUCCUCCUGGAUCUCAGACUGCACAAGAAAGAUACAAUUUCCGGAAGAGAAGUGAUGCUGCUCCUCCUCCCGAGCUUAAUGCUGAAUCUGUCUCUGGCUCUGGUUCCAAGACGGUCUUCGAAUCCGCCUCCGCAGCUGCCCACGCCGCCAAUGCUGCAAAGAUCAUAAAAAGCGGAUUAUCACCUGAAUAUCUCCCUCAAGACGCGGACGUGACUGUUGGUAUGGAAUUAGAUGUUGAUGCAUAUGUCCCACCGGGUGCUGUGACUGCGUCGAGAACUAAGCAUAACCGCUCGCCGUCCCCGGUUUCAUCGGUUGAAUCACGGAAUUCGUUGCUUGAUCGGCUUGAAGAGGGGCUUGGGAUUGGUAUUGUGAAGCGUUGA
Messenger RNA from Penicillium expansum, 2253 nucleotides. RefSeq names its product NIF domain protein. NCBI's taxonomy places the organism in Eukaryota, Fungi, Ascomycota, Eurotiomycetes, Eurotiales, Aspergillaceae. The transcript has a single exon. The record is from RefSeq and is a predicted model, not a curated record. The coding region runs from base 1 to 2253 and encodes 750 amino acids. Gene Ontology annotation, molecular function: phosphoprotein phosphatase activity.